UUUCAAAGCCGCCAAACUUAUUUCAUCUGGCAGCAGAAUCCAGGGGGGCAGGAGGAGGGUCCCGCGUCCCCCCAGGGAAGGAGGAGUUCAGCCCCAAAUCACAUUCACUGUCUACAAGUCAUUCUCUCCUGACAAGGAGAUCAACACCCGGCUGCUAUAUACAGAGGAUAAGAACAUUGACUUUUAUUUGGGAUCUUUCUUCUUUUUUUGUUGUUGUUUUUGUUUUAUUUUAGAUCCAACGACUUCUAAUCUGUCAGUUCCACAGGACGUGGGAGGAAGAUGGGGAGAGGGGAGGGCCGGGAGUAUUCUCCAGCUGCUACCAACGCAGACAAUGGAGGAGGGAAGAAGAAGCAGAAGGAGAAGGAAAUGGAUGAGCUCAAGAAGGAGGUCACCAUGGACGACCAUAAACUUUCUCUUGAAGAGGUGGCACGAAAAUAUAACACAGACCUGACCCAGGGUCAUACAAACACACGUGCUGCGGAAAUCCUGGCAGAAGAGGGUCCCAAUGCCCUCACACCUCCCCCCACUACUCCAGAGUGGGUAAAGUUCUGCCGACAGUUGUUUGGUGGAUUCUCCAUCUUGCUGUGGAUAGGAGCUAUUCUCUGCUUCCUGGCCUAUGGAAUUCAAGUCGCUAUGGAGGACGAACCCAUGAAUGACAAUCUUUAUUUGGGGGUGGUCUUAGCCGCUGUCGUCAUCGUCACUGGAUGCUUUUCCUACUAUCAAGAAGCAAAAAGUUCCAAAAUAAUGGACUCCUUCAAGAACAUGGUGCCCCAGCAAGCUCUUGUAAUUCGUGAAGGGGAGAAGCUGCAGAUAAAUGCAGAGGCCGUGGUCGUUGGGGACCUGGUGGAGGUUAAAGGAGGGGACCGAGUUCCUGCGGACAUCAGGAUCAUCUCAUCCCACGGAUGCAAGGUGGACAACUCCUCAUUGACUGGAGAAUCAGAGCCACAGACUCGCUCUCCAGAAUUUACCCAUGAAAACCCUCUGGAGACCAGAAAUAUCUCCUUCUUCUCAACCAACUGUGUGGAAGGGACAGCACGGGGUAUCGUCAUAGCUACCGGAGACCGCACAGUGAUGGGCCGUAUUGCCACCCUGGCUUCUGGCUUAGAAAUGGGCCAAACUCCUAUCGCCAUGGAGAUAGAGCACUUCAUUCGUAUUAUCACUGGAGUAGCCGUCUUCCUAGGCAUCUCGUUUUUCGUCCUUUCCCUUAUUCUUGGUUAUUCUUGGCUUGAAGCGGUCAUAUUUCUUAUUGGUAUCAUAGUGGCCAACGUUCCUGAGGGUCUUCUGGCCACAGUCACGGUGUGCUUAACCUUGACGGCCAAGAGGAUGGCUCGUAAGAAUUGCCUUGUAAAGAACCUUGAAGCUGUGGAGACCUUAGGGUCCACAUCAACAAUCUGCUCCGAUAAGACGGGAACCUUGACACAGAACCGAAUGACUGUGGCUCAUAUGUGGUUUGACAACCAAAUUCAUGAGGCUGACACCACUGAGGACCAGUCAGGGGCGACAUUUGAUAAGCGUUCCCCCACCUGGACUGCUCUGUCUCGAAUCGCUGGACUUUGUAACCGAGCUGUGUUUAAAGUGGGCCAGGACAAGAUUCCCAUCUCCAAGCGGGACACCGCGGGGGAUGCCUCAGAGUCCGCUCUCCUUAAGUGCAUCGAGCUUUCCUGUGGCCCAGUAAGGAAGAUGAGGGACAGGAACCCUAAAGUGGCCGAGAUCCCAUUUAAUUCUACAAAUAAGUAUCAGCUGUCUGUUCAUGAGCGUGAGGACAGUCCUGAUAGCCACCUGCUGGUCAUGAAGGGGGCCCCCGAAAGAAUCCUAGAUCGGUGCUCCACUAUUAUGAUGCAUGGACAGGAACAACUUCUGGAUGAAGAGAUGAAAGAAGCCUUCCAAAAUGCAUACUUUGAGCUGGGAGGACUAGGCGAGAGGGUUUUGGGAUUCUGCCAGACCCAUAUGCCCGCUGAGACGUACCCGCGCGGAUUCAAGUUUGACACAGAGGAAAUAAACUUCCCCAUCAUCAACCUGUGCUUUGUGGGACUCAUAUCUAUGAUCGACCCUCCCAGGGCGGCUGUACCUGACGCUGUUGGGAAGUGCCGCAGUGCCGGCAUCAAGGUUAUCAUGGUAACCGGUGACCAUCCUAUCACUGCCAAAGCAAUUGCCAAAGGUGUCGGUAUAAUCUCUGAGGGCAAUGAGACAGUGGAAGACAUUGCCGCUCGGCUGAACAUCCCAGUAAGCCAUGUCAAUCCCAGGGAAGCCAAAGCUUGUGUAAUCCACGGCUCCGAUCUGAAGGACAUGACCGCCGAACAAUUGGAUGACCUCCUAAAGAACCACACUGAGAUCGUCUUUGCUCGGACGUCACCGCAGCAGAAGCUGAUUAUCGUGGAGGGUUGUCAGAGACAGGGCGCUAUAGUGGCUGUGACAGGGGAUGGUGUCAAUGACUCUCCAGCCCUGAAGAAGGCGGAUAUCGGGGUGGCCAUGGGCAUAGCAGGGUCUGAUGUCUCCAAACAAGCUGCAGAUAUGAUCCUCCUGGAUGAUAACUUUGCCUCCAUUGUGACCGGAGUGGAGGAAGGCCGCCUAAUUUUCGACAACUUGAAAAAAUCCAUCGCUUACACGCUGACCAGUAACAUCCCGGAGAUCACGCCAUUUUUAUUCUUCAUCAUCGCCAAUAUCCCUCUUCCUCUGGGCACAGUCACCAUUUUGUGUAUCGAUCUGGGCACCGACAUGGUUCCUGCCAUCUCACUGGCCUAUGAAGCUGCAGAAAGUGACAUCAUGAAGAGACAACCCAGGAACCCGCGGACGGACAAACUGGUGAACGAGCGUUUAAUCAGCAUGGCGUACGGGCAAAUUGGUAUGAUCCAGGCCCUUGGUGGGUUCUUCACCUACUUCGUAAUCCUGGCAGAGAACGGUUUCCUGCCCUCGCGGUUGGUGGGCAUCCGUCUGGACUGGGACGACCGCUCCAAUAAUGCUGUAGAAGACAGUUAUGGGCAGGAGUGGACCUAUGAGCAGCGGAAAGUUGUGGAGUUCACCUGUCACACGGCGUUCUUCGCCAGCAUCGUGGUUGUCCAAUGGGCCGAUCUGAUCAUCUGUAAGACUAGGAGGAACUCCGUCUUCCAGCAAGGAAUGAAGAACAAGAUUCUGAUAUUCGGCCUCCUGGAGGAGACCGCCCUGGCUGCGUUCCUGUCCUAUUGCCCUGGAAUGGAUGUUGCCCUUCGAAUGUAUCCACUAAAGGUGACAUGGUGGUUCUGUGCCUUCCCGUACAGUCUGCUCAUCUUUUUGUAUGAUGAAGUCCGCAAAUUGAUCUUACGUCGUGACCCUGGAGGAUGGGUGGAGAAGGAGUCUUACUAUUAAAUCGUGAGGAAUGGACGCCAUGUUGGGAAGACUAUGUACGCUGUAGAGAUAAUAAGACAACGAUAUGAACCUAUAAGGGGAGGUUAUGUUAAUACAAUGUAGACGCUUGAGUGUUAUGGGGCACUAUCCCAGCCAUGGAAAUUAAUGGGACUCUUCUGAUGUAUGUCUAGUAAAGACCGGCAAAAGGCUAUGGCAGCAGCCGCACUACUAACCUCUGCGCCACUAACCAGCAUGCCCACAGCGAGCUCACGUGCCCUCUGACCGCUCCCACCUAUAUGACCUGUACAGUGACCCUUUUAUUCUUUCUGUUCGCCCAUGGUGUAUCAGACACAUGUAUUUCUCCUAUACUUUAUAUAACAUAUAAAUUCAUAAAAUUCGG
This is a messenger RNA of Hyla sarda, 3721 nucleotides long. Its product is annotated as sodium/potassium-transporting ATPase subunit alpha-2. The coding region runs from base 280 to 3342 and encodes 1020 amino acids. Gene Ontology annotation, molecular function: P-type sodium:potassium-exchanging transporter activity; ATP binding; ATP hydrolysis activity. Gene Ontology annotation, cellular component: membrane. The record is from RefSeq and is a predicted model, not a curated record. The transcript is spliced from 23 exons. Gene Ontology annotation, biological process: potassium ion import across plasma membrane; sodium ion export across plasma membrane; intracellular sodium ion homeostasis. Lineage: Eukaryota; Metazoa; Chordata; Amphibia; Anura; Hylidae.